UGCUCGUAAAAGUGGAAAAGUGAUGAUUCAUUUGAAAGCACCUGAAGUUUAGGCUUAGGACUUAAUGGUUCUUGUUGUGUUAUUGUUAAGCUAACAAUAAGUUCCGUAAAAGAAUAUUCAGGCUCAUCGAUUAGGCAGACUAUUUCAGUUGAAAAGCAAUGGAUCGGCUGUUGAGACUUGGUGGUGGCCUUACAGGAUUAGGGCAGGGACCUCCUCCAGGAGAUGGACCUGUUGUUGAUACAGCUGAACAAGUUUACAUAUCAUCGUUGGCCUUGCUAAAGAUGCUGAAGCACGGACGAGCUGGUGUUCCCAUGGAGGUUAUGGGGCUUAUGCUGGGAGAAUUUGUUGAUGAUUAUACAGUGCAGGUUAUUGAUGUUUUUGCCAUGCCUCAGUCUGGAACGGGAGUGAGUGUGGAAGCUGUAGACCCUGUGUUCCAGGCAAAGAUGUUAGACAUGUUGAAACAAACAGGAAGGCCUGAAAUGGUUGUUGGUUGGUACCACUCUCACCCAGGAUUUGGGUGCUGGUUGUCAGGAGUUGACAUCAACACUCAGCAGAGCUUUGAAGCGUUGUCUGAGAGGGCUGUAGCAGUAGUGGUGGACCCGAUUCAGAGCGUCAAGGGAAAGGUUGUAAUUGAUGCAUUCAGACUGAUUAACCCUAACAUGAUGGUACUGGGACAAGAACCUCGUCAGACUACCUCCAACUUAGGACAUCUGUCUAAACCUUCCAUACAGGCUCUCAUUCAUGGUCUAAACAGGCAUUAUUAUUCUAUAUCUAUCAACUACAGGAAGAAUGAACUUGAACAGAAGAUGCUUCUUAAUCUCCACAAGAAAAGCUGGAUGGAUGGGUUAACUCUUUCUGAUUACGAUGAGCACUGCCAGCUCAAUGAAAAGACGGUGACAGAAAUGCUUGAUCUUGCUAAGGCUUACAAUAAGUCUCUAGAAGAAGAAGACAAAUUAACACCUGAACAACUCGCCAUUAAAAAUGUUGGAAAGAAGGAUCCAAAAAGGCAUCUCGAAGAGAAUGUUGAUGUGCUUAUGACCUCCAAUAUUGUCCAAUGUUUAGGAUCAAUGCUAGACACUGUUAUCUUUAAGUAACCAUAGCAAGUUUCUUUGUGGUGAUAUGUUUAACAUAAUCUGUACUAGGUUUAAUAAAAGUCACUUGUGUCUAUACAUAAAA
Molecule: messenger RNA, 1176 nt
Organism: Limulus polyphemus (Atlantic horseshoe crab)
Lineage: Eukaryota; Metazoa; Arthropoda; Merostomata; Xiphosura; Limulidae
Gene: Rpn11
Product: 26S proteasome non-ATPase regulatory subunit 14
Exons: 11
Coding region: 159-1094 (311 amino acids)
Biological process (GO): proteasome-mediated ubiquitin-dependent protein catabolic process; protein deubiquitination
Cellular component (GO): proteasome regulatory particle, lid subcomplex
Molecular function (GO): metallopeptidase activity; protein binding; proteasome binding
Source: RefSeq, a predicted model, not a curated record